This is a messenger RNA of Mya arenaria, 2719 nucleotides long. Its product is annotated as succinate dehydrogenase [ubiquinone] flavoprotein subunit, mitochondrial-like. The record is from RefSeq and is a predicted model, not a curated record. Lineage: Eukaryota; Metazoa; Mollusca; Bivalvia; Myida; Myidae. Gene Ontology annotation, biological process: tricarboxylic acid cycle; mitochondrial electron transport, succinate to ubiquinone. Bases 11 to 2038 code for a protein of 675 amino acids. The transcript is spliced from 15 exons. Gene Ontology annotation, molecular function: flavin adenine dinucleotide binding; succinate dehydrogenase (quinone) activity; electron transfer activity.
GAUUCUGCGCAUGCCAAGUUUCACUUCCGUAAACAAAAUGGCGAGCUUGUUGAAGCUGUCAGCCGCUGCGGCUAAGAAAACGCUGGUACAGAAUGCAGUCACUCCAUCAGCAGUGGCAAGCCGUAACUUUUCAUUUAAAAUAUUUGGACAAAAUCAGACAGCUGACAAAUCAGCCAAGUCAGGAGAACAGCUGUCACGGGACUAUCCUGUGAUUGACCACACAUAUGACGCUGUCGUAGUGGGAGCUGGUGGGGCUGGUCUGAGGGCCGCUUUUGGCCUUGCCAAUGAGGGCUUUAAGACAGCAUGCAUCACAAAAUUGUUUCCCACACGUUCACACACCGUGGCCGCACAGGGUGGAAUCAAUGCGGCUCUUGGUCACAUGGAGGAAGAUGACUGGCGUUAUCACUUCUAUGACACAGUGAAGGGCUCAGACUGGCUGGGAGAUCAGGACGCCAUACACUACAUGUGUGAAGAGGCACCUAAAGCAGUCAUUGAGUUGGAGAACUAUGGCAUGCCAUUCAGUCGUCUUGAAAACGGAAAGAUUUACCAGCGAGCGUUUGGUGGUCAGAGUCUCAAAUACGGAAAGGGCGGACAGGCUCACAGAUGCUGUGCUGUAGCUGACAGGACAGGACACUCACUGCUGCAUACGCUCUAUGGCCGAUCCCUGAAGUAUGACACGCACUACUUCAUCGAGUAUUUCGCGCUGGACCUGAUUAUGGAAGAUGGGGAAUGUCGCGGAGUUACUGCCCUUUGUCUGGAAGACGGCACAAUCCACAGGUUCAAGUCCAAGAACACCAUCCUGGCCACUGGUGGAUACGGUCGUGCAUAUUUCUCGUGCACCUCCGCCCACACAUGCACGGGUGACGGGACUGCCAUGCUUGCACGUACUGGUCUGCCUAACGAAGACAUGGAGUUUGUUCAGUUUCACCCUACAGGUAUCUAUGGUGCUGGAUGUCUGAUCACUGAGGGUUGCCGAGGAGAGGGUGCUAUCCUUCUGAACUCGGAGGGUGAGCGUUACAUGGAGCGUUAUGCCCCCACAGCAAAGGACCUGGCAUCACGUGAUGUUGUCUCACGAUCAUCCACUAUUGAGAUCAGGGAGGGAAGAGGUUGUGGGCCAGAAAAGGACCACGUCUACCUCCAGUUGUCACACUUGCCGGCUGAGGUUUUGAAGACGCGACUCCCAGGCAUCUCGGAGACUGCCAUGAUCUUUGCAGGUGUGGAUGUUACCCGUGACCCCGUCCCCGUACUUCCCACAGUGCACUACAACAUGGGAGGCGUGCCCACAAACUACAAGGGACAGUGCAUCACAUAUGACCCCAAGACCAAGAAAGACAAGUUGAUUGGAGGUCUGUACGCCUGUGGAGAGGUUGCGUGUGCUUCUGUUCAUGGAGCAAACCGCCUUGGAGCAAAUUCACUCCUGGAUCUGGUUGUGUUCGGCCGCGCUUGUGCCAAUACGAUCAUCGAGGAGAACAAACCAGGGGAGGCUAUUGGACCCAUUAAACCAAAUGCUGGUGAGGAAUCUGUAGCCAACAUCGACAGAGUGCGUUUCGCUAACGGCUCAGUGCCAACAGCUGACUUGAGACUGCGUCUUCAGAAGGCCAUGCAGAAUCAUGCUGCUGUAUUCCGUGAUGGUCCCUCGCUGAAGGAAGGCGUCGACAAGAUUUAUGCUCUCAACGAGGAAAUGAAGGACCUCAAGGUUUCUGACAGAGGUAUGAUUUGGAACUCUGACCUAGUGGAAACCCUUGAGCUACAGAACCUCAUGGUCAACUCUGUACAGACCAUUGUAUCUGCUGAGGCUCGUAAGGAAAGCCGCGGAGCACACGCUCGUGAGGACUUCAAGACCCGCAUUGAUGAGAUCGAUUACAGUAAGCCAGCGGAAGGCCAGACAGUACUGCCUAUGGAGCGACACUGGAGGAAACACACAAUGGCAUUCUCUGACAGCAAUAACAAGACAACUCUUGAGUACCGCCCAGUAAUUGAUUCCACCCUGGAUGAGAAGGACUGUCCACAUGUGGCCCCUGCAGUCAGAUCUUACUAAGCCCCCCCCCCCCCCCUUAGAGAUGUUUUUGUAUGUAGAUGUCACCUUCAGUCAAGCGUCUAGAGUGAUUAGGGGUAUUGAACAACUCGACACUAUUUAGAUUCUCAGAACUAUAUAAAUUCCUGGAUUUGUGUGUAUUUCCUGUGGAAGUAUGACCACGAAACAAAGUUCACUGUAUUGUUUUGGAUGAGUGUUAUAAAAAAAAUAUUCUUGUUUUGUUAUUAACUGCCAUUCAGUCUUCUAGUUCUUUGGUGUAACAUUGUUCGCAUUUUGAUACAUGUUUAUUGCGGUAUGUGCUUAUACAUGUAGCUGGUAAAUCUGUCUUAGAUAGUUCAGUAUUGCUUUUGUAACUGAUGAGUAUGUCUUAGUUAUCAGGUUGUUUCUUUUACCUUGUAUAACAGGAAACCUUUGUCAAAUCAUGUAAAAUAUUAAAACUAUAGGUGAGUUUUCAAUUGUUGAACGAAAAAAACAAAAACACUUAGUCAAACAUAGAACCAAAAAUAAAUAACACAAUAAAAGUCGUCAAGAACCAGUUUGCUUGUUACUUAAUUAACAGGAUCUUUUCCUUGUGGUUUAGUACUGGAUAAUGAUUAUAAUUUAUGAUGUAUUUUUUGUUUUCCGUUUUAAAUAUAUUUCAGUGUAUACUUUGUACACAUUAAAUAAACAAAUACAUUUAUUGUA